AGCGCGCGCGGGACGCGAAGGCGGCGGCGGCGGCGGCGGGAAGGAAGAUGCUGGAGGCGGCGGCGGCCGAGCCCGACCUCGAGCUGGACGCCGAGGACCUCGUGCACUUCUCGGUGGGCGACCUGCCGAGCCGCGGCUACGGCGUCAUGGGCGAGAUCCGGCGGCAGGGCAAGCUGUGCGACGUGACCCUCAAGGUGGGGGACCACAAGUUCAGCGCUCACCGCAUCGUGCUGGCCGCCUCCAUCCCCUACUUCCACGCCAUGUUCACCAACGACAUGAUGGAGUGCAAGCAGGACGAGAUCGUCAUGCAGGGCAUGGAUCCCAGUGCCCUGGAGGCUCUGAUCAACUUUGCCUACAACGGUCACCUGGCGAUAGACCAGCAGAACGUGCAGUCGCUGCUGAUGGGCGCCAGCUUCCUUCAGCUGCAGAACAUCAAGGACGCCUGCUGCACCUUCCUGCGCGAGAGGCUUCACCCCAAGAACUGCCUAGGGGUGCGCCAGUUUGCCGAAACCAUGAUGUGCGCCGUGCUCUACGACGCUGCCACCAGCUUCAUCCACCAGCACUUCGUGGAGGUGUCCAUGUCCGAGGAGUACCUGGCGCUGCCCUUCGAGGACGUCCUGGAGCUCGUGGCUAGGGACGAGCUCAACGUGAAGUCUGAGGAGCAGGUGUUUGAAGCUGCUCUGGCCUGGAUCCGCUACGACCGAGACCAGAGGGAGUCCUUCUUGCCCGAGCUCCUGUCCAAAAUCCGCCUGCCCCUCUGUCGCCCGCAGUUCCUCACGGACCGCGUGCAGCAGGACGACCUCGUGCGCUGCUGCCACAAGUGCAGGGACCUUGUGGACGAGGCGAAGGAUUAUCACCUGAUGCCGGAGCGGCGGCCGCACCUGCCGGCGUUCAAGACGCGCCCGCGCUGCUGCACGUCCAUCGCGGGGCUCAUCUACGCCGUCGGAGGCCUCAACUCGGCAGGCGACUCGCUGAACGUGGUGGAAGUGUUCGACCCCGUGGCCAACCGCUGGGAGAAGUGCCAGCCCAUGACGACGGCGCGGAGCCGCGUCGGCGUCGCCGUGCUCAACGGGCUCCUCUACGCCAUCGGCGGCUACGACGGGCAGCUGCGCCUCAGCACCGUGGAGGUCUACAACCCCGACACGGACACGUGGUCCAAGGUGGAGAGCAUGAACAGCAAGCGGAGCGCCAUGGGCACCGUGGUGCUGGACGGGCAGAUCUACGUGUGCGGCGGCUACGACGGGAACUCCUCCCUCAACUCCGUGGAGUCCUAUUGCCCGGAGACCAACAGGUGGACGGUGGUGACCCCCAUGAGCUCCAACCGCAGCGCUGCCGGCGUCACCGUCUUCGAGGGCCGCAUCUACGUGUCCGGGGGCCACGACGGCCUGCAGAUCUUCAGCAGUGUGGAGUACUACAACCAGCCGACGGGCACGUGGCACGCGGUGGGCAGCAUGGUGCACAAGCGGUGCCGGCACGGCGCCGCCGCGCUCGGCAGCCGCCUCUUCGCGUGCGGCGGCUACGACGGCUCGGCCUUCCUCAGCGCCACCGAGGGCUACAGCUCCGCGGCCGACCAGUGGUACCUGCUGGUGCCCAUGAACAGCCGCCGCAGCCGCGUGUCGCUCGUGGCCAGCGGCGGCCGCCUCUACGCCGUGGGCGGCUACGACGGACAGUCCAACCUGAGCUCCGUGGAGAUGUACGACCCCGAGAGCGAGCGCUGGACGUUCAUGGCUCCCAUGGUGUGCCACGAAGGCGGCGUCGGCGUGGGCUGCGUGCCGCUGCUCUCCGUGUGAGCCGCGCCGGGACGUGGGAUUGGCCCUCCUGGGGGUCGAGGGUACCUUCGGAGCCGCGAGCCCGGCUUCGGGAAGCGCCCGCGCCGUCGCCGGGAUCCGUUUGCAGGUGCUCACGUGUCCCUCACACACACAGGAACUCCACAGACACGAUCCCCGCCCUUGGCGUUUGCCCUGGGGGGGCUCCCGGACGAUCAAAGAACCCCCAAAUCCAGGGCCAACG
Messenger RNA from Nothoprocta perdicaria, 2010 nucleotides. RefSeq names its product kelch like family member 18 (gene KLHL18). The coding region runs from base 48 to 1790 and encodes 580 amino acids. The transcript has 10 exons. The record is from RefSeq and is a predicted model, not a curated record. Gene Ontology annotation, molecular function: protein binding. Lineage: Eukaryota; Metazoa; Chordata; Aves; Tinamiformes; Tinamidae.